AUGCGACUGGCAGUGGUCAUCUGCGUCAUUGUCCUGUUCGGGAUAGUGCUAGCAGUGAUGACCAGAUAUCGUCGAGGGCUUAAACAGGUGCCAGGACCUUUCUUGGCUAGUAUAUCUUCUCUCGAUCGAAUAAUUACUGCCGCUUCAGGUCAGCAAUUUAGGAGACAUCUGGAAUACCAUGACAAGUAUGGACCCCUGGUCCGCGUUGGACCAAAUCAGGUGUCUUUCGCCAAUUCAGACUUGAUCCCUCAAGUUUAUGGGAUCACCAGCCGAUUCCUCAAGAGCGAUUUCUAUUCGAUGUUCGACGUGAGAUCAAAACAAGGGAAGGCCAUUCCCACAGUAUUCUCUGUGCGUGACGAAAAGCGACACAAGGGCCUCAAGAGGCCUGUAGCAAACGCAUACUCGAUGAGCACCCUCGUUGAACUCGAGCCGAUGACUGAUGACUGCAUUGAGAUACUGCAGAGAAAGUUCGACGGUAUGCAAGACAAGGACUUUGACCUUGGAGAGUGGCUUCAAUGGUACUCCUUUGAUGUCAUCACAUCUGUGACAUUCUCCAAUUGCAUGGGGUUCAUGGAGCAAGAAAAGGACGUUCAAGGUAUCAUUGAAGCUAUUGAAGGUCGAUUGGCAUACAACUCAGUCGUUGGUGAGGCUCCCUAUCUUCAUAGAUUCCUACUGGGCAACCGUCUGGUGGCGUCUCUGGUAGGCCGGGUUCCUAUCCUGGCGUGGCUAAAUUCAACUUCACAUAUUAUUCGUUUCGCAGCUAAGCAGCUCGAGCGCUACAAUACCCGGGACAAGUCAUUAGAUUCGUUGCGGGAUAUGUUGGCAAGGUUUCGGCGGUCUCGAGAUGGUGAGGAAAUCAUGUCCAGUGAUGACUUGUUAAGUCAUGCAUCCAGCAACAUUCUUGCGGGGAGUGACACUACAGCGAUCUCACUCAGGUCGAUGUUUUACUACUUGUGCAAGAAUCCGCGUUGUUACAAUCUUCUCCGAGACGAGAUCGACCAAAUGGAGCAGGCCGCCGAGCUAUCCCCGAUCGUGACAUUUGCGGAAGCAAAUCGUAUGCCAUACCUCCAGGCGUGUAUGAAGGAGGCCAUGCGGUUACACCCAGCGGUAGGUCAGCUGCUCGAGCGAGUAGUUCCAGCCGAUGGAUGGGAGAUCGCCCCAGGUAUCCACCUCCCGGCAGGUACAAUUGUCGGCAUGAAUCCGUGGAUUCCCAGCAGAGAUAAGUCGGUCUACGGCACAGACGCUGAGGCCUUCAGACCAGAGAGAUGGCUGGAAGCAAGCGAGGAAACGCUUAAACUGAUGGACAGGAACUUUCUGGCUUUCGGUGCCGGAGCGAGAACCUGCCUAGGCAAGAACAUCUCUCUCCUCGAGAUGUCGAAACUGGUCCCUCAAGUCAUUCGAAAAUAUCAACUCGAGCUGUCGGACCCCAAGGCUGAAUGGAUCUUGACGGAUAAUUGGUUCGUCAAACAAACAAACCUCUUCUGCCGGCUGAAGAGGCGAGAGACAUGA
Molecule: messenger RNA, 1509 nt
Organism: Exophiala aquamarina CBS 119918
Lineage: Eukaryota; Fungi; Ascomycota; Eurotiomycetes; Chaetothyriales; Herpotrichiellaceae
Exons: 4
Coding region: 1-1509 (502 amino acids)
Molecular function (GO): iron ion binding; monooxygenase activity; oxidoreductase activity, acting on paired donors, with incorporation or reduction of molecular oxygen
Source: RefSeq, a predicted model, not a curated record